Molecule: messenger RNA, 1905 nt
Organism: Marmota flaviventris (yellow-bellied marmot)
Lineage: Eukaryota; Metazoa; Chordata; Mammalia; Rodentia; Sciuridae
Product: zinc finger protein 709-like
Biological process (GO): regulation of transcription by RNA polymerase II
Cellular component (GO): nucleus
Molecular function (GO): RNA polymerase II transcription regulatory region sequence-specific DNA binding; DNA-binding transcription factor activity, RNA polymerase II-specific
Source: RefSeq, a predicted model, not a curated record
CUCAGCCUUUGUUACGCUGUGACCUCCGCUGACCUCAGGAGCAGUCGGCAGGACGCCGCGAGUCCUCGGAAGCAGAGAAAUGGACUUAAUGACCUUUGAGGAUGUAGCAGUGAACUUCACCCUGGAGGAGUGGGCUUUGCUGGAUCAUUCCCAAAAGGAUCUUUACAGAGAAGUGAUGCUAGAAACCUUCAGGAACCUGACCUCUGUAGGAAUACAAUGGGAAGACCAGAACAUUGACAAUGAAUACAAAAAUUGUAGAAGAAAUCUAAGAAGUCAAGUGAUAGAGAGACUAUGUGGAUAUAAAGAAGGUAGUCCAUAUGAAGAAAUCUUCAGCCAGAUUUCAGAUCACAUUGUGAAAAAGAAAACUCCUGCUUUAAAACCAUGUGAAAGCCCUGUAUGUGGAGAAGUGACCAUUGGUCAUUCAUCCCUUAAUGGGCACAUCACAUCUGAUUUUGGACAUAGACUAUAUGAGUAUCAGGAAAAAUCCUAUGAACAUGAAGAACAUGAUGAAAUCUUUAACUGGACCAAUCUCAUUCAAAACUAUGAAAUAACUCAUACUGGGGAGAAACCCUAUGAAUGUAAGCAACAUGCAGAAGCCUGUAGGAGCUCCAGUUAUGUUCAGAUACAUGAAAGAACUCACAAUGGAUUAAAACUCUAUGAAUGUAAGCAAUGUGGGAAAGCCUUCAGGAGUUCCAGUUAUGUUCAGAUACAUGAAAGAACUCACAAUGGAGUGAAACCCUAUGAAUGUAAGCAAUGUGGGAAAUCUUUCAGCUGUUCCAGUUACAUUCGAAUACACGAAAGAACUCACACUGGAGAGAAACCCUAUGAAUGUAAGCAGUGUGGGAAAAUGUUCACUUAUCUCCAGAGUGUUAGAAGACACAUGAUAAUGCACAGUGGAGAUGGACCAUAUAAAUGUGAGGUAUGUGGGAAAACAUUUCAUUAUCCCAGUUUAUUUCGUAUACAUGAAAGAACACACACUGGAGAGAAACCCUAUGAAUGUAAACAAUGUGGUAAAGCCUUUAAGUGUCCCAGUUCUGUUCGAAAUCAUGAAACAACUCACUCUGGUGAGAAACCCUAUGAAUGUAAGCAGUGUGGGAAAGCCUUCAGUUGUCCAAGUUACAUUCGAAUGCAUGUAAGAACACAUGCUGGAGAGAAACCUUAUGAAUGUGAGGAAUGUGGGAAAAUAUUCACUUGUCUCAAAAGUGUUCGAAGACACAUGAUAAUACACAGUGGAGAGAGACCUUAUAAAUGUAAGCAAUGUGGGAAAGCCUUCAGUAGUUCCAGUUAUGUUAGAAUACAUGAAAGAACUCACACUGGAGAGAAACCCUAUGAAUGUAAGCAGUGUGGGAAAGGCUUAAGUAGUUCUAAUUCCUUUCGAAGACAUGAAAAAAUUCAUACUGGAGAGAAACCUUAUGAAUGUAAUGAAUGUGGGAAAGCCUUCAGGUGUCAAAAUUCCUUGUAUAAACAUGGAAAGACUCAUAGCAAAGAAUAAUUGUACAAGUAUAAGACAUGUGAUAAAGUCUUCUGUUGUUUCAGUCAUGAAUAUGUGAAUGAAUUUAAUACUGUACAGACACCCUGUGGAUGUAAGGGAUGUUGGAAAAUACUCUCUUGUCCCAGUUCCUUUUGUAAGAAUGAAAGAACUGAUCCUGAGGAGAAAUCCUACCUAAGGAAUGCAGGAAAGCUGAUAAUCUCACAGCCUUUCUAGCACACACAAGAAUGCAUGUGUAGAGAACUACUAUGAAUGGAGUUUGGAAAAGCUUUUAAUCCUCACAGUUCAAUUCAAAGCCAUGGAAGAACGCACAGGGAAAGAAUAUGAACGGUAUUCAAAUGUCUUCAGUUGGCUUACGUCCUAACAGCAUGUAAAAAUGUACAUUGGGGCUGGGGAUGUAGCUUAGUGGCAGAGCA